AUGGAAUGGUUUUCGAUUGGAUUCAUCGCAUCAGUUAUAUUUUUUGAACUUGGAAUCGGAAAGCCUCAAAAGCGCUGUGACAUAUUACAUUAUGAGCAGUGCUGCACUCCGUCAAUCUACAAUAAAUGCUUCCAUAAGUGCCAUCACUGGGCAUCGCUGAACUGCUUUCAAGAUCGACUUCACCGAGAUCAAGCUGCUGAUCUGGUUGAUACGGAAUUAUCAUCCCCACCUACUCUCGCUGAGCAUAAAAUUGAUGAAAAUGCUGUAUUUGGCGAUUUGGAGGAAGUGUAUGAUGUUGAUGAGAUGGUACGGCGUGUAACCCAUAAAUCCAGAAACUAG
Molecule: messenger RNA, 339 nt
Organism: Gongylonema pulchrum
Lineage: Eukaryota; Metazoa; Nematoda; Chromadorea; Rhabditida; Gongylonematidae
Source: the annotation of a GenBank genome assembly